GUUUAAAUUUAAAAAUGAUCAUAACCUCUGAACAGCUGAAUCUGUAAAUAACAUCUCAACAUUCUAUACUCCUUAAAAAUGAGUACACCUAAUAAAUUAUGGGGAGAAAUCGAAGAUCCAAAAUCAAAUUACGUGCCCGACGUUACGGCCGACAUCGAACGCUCCAUGAACAAUUUCUGUUUGUCAGAGUUUGACUCAGACAAUGAAGAUGAUGACCAUCGCGUCGAGCACAUAACUUUAAAUUCAAUGGACCCCAUAAUGAUGUAUGCCAUUACACUGCACAAGUUUGCUGCAGAGAUGACUGAACAGAUCCAACUAGCUGAGCUAACCAUUGAUUCCAAUCUGACAAUUCUACAAUCAGAAGAAGGCACACCAAAAAUACCUGAACCACCAGAGAUCUACUACAAACAUGUGCCAAACAAUCUGAAUUUUAUUCCUAAGGUUAAAACAGAUUUUACUGAGGGUAAACCGGUAAAUCAUCCAGAACUAAGUCAUGCAGUUGCCAAAUCUGUUUUAAUGCAAUCUGUAGCUACCAUGUUUGCUCAUAUUGGAUAUGAAACCACACACAAUGACGUUUUACUGUUGAUGACAGAAGUUCUGGAAGAUUUUCUUAGGAAAAUCAGCUACAAAAUGAAAGUUGCACAUGACUUGCACAAGGAAACACAUGAACCUGGAAAGGAAUUCCCAGAUUAUGCAGAAGGAGUUCUAACAGAAAUUGGUUUAGGAUAUCAAGGAAUACACGAUUAUUACCAAAACAGAGUGUUGAAGUACACCACAGUGCUGCACAAACGUUGUCAGGAGCUCGUCGAUUGUUAUCAGAAAUUGCUACAGCCGAAGCAAGAAGAAGAAGAUGAAAGCAUUGAUGAGAACAACCAAUACGUUGGUAUCAUUAAAGAAGAAGAGGAGGAAGUCAUCGAGGUGCAAAUGCAUCCGAAUGUCGAAGGCAAAGCAGGCUACGCUUCUCUUCAAGAAGGCUUUCAAUUACUACACACUCUGGAAGACAAAUUUGGAGAAGUCUCAGAAGACGGAACAAGCACUCUACCGAUUUUGACAACGGCAGUUGUUGGCGAUACCUUCGCCAAGCUCGGUUCUUCAUCUUUCAACACGAAAAAACGAAGCAAAUAAACAUUAUAUAGAAUAAGGCACGUAUAAUUUAUUCCGUGGUAGCGUCUUCUUCGAUUAAUAUAAUGACUAUAUUCAUAAAAAUAUACUCUAUGAAAUUUAUCAAGUGUAAAUUUCCUUCUCAAUGAAUAAAAUGCAUAAAAAAUUCAA
Dalotia coriaria is the source of this 1272-nucleotide messenger RNA. RefSeq names its product STAGA complex 65 subunit gamma-like. Gene Ontology annotation, cellular component: SAGA complex. The transcript is spliced from 6 exons. Lineage: Eukaryota; Metazoa; Arthropoda; Insecta; Coleoptera; Staphylinidae. Gene Ontology annotation, molecular function: transcription coactivator activity; protein heterodimerization activity. The record is from RefSeq and is a predicted model, not a curated record. The coding region runs from base 79 to 1125 and encodes 348 amino acids.